AUGAUCAGGGUCGUUGCUAAAACUGUUAUCAGAAUAAAUACACAAUGGAAGUUUUAUUGCACUGUGUCUGGAGGCGUACAAGGAGUUGAAGGGAGAGUGCCGCGUGUUACUCAAAAAUCAGAAAGCACCACCAGCAGUUUGACAAUAACUGAUCCUUACCUAAUUUAUCUUGGUUACAUUCAACAGGGGAUCUUAGAAAAGGAUGAAUCACAAUUACGGGUAAUGAAAGAGUUUCAAAAAUUGUAUCAUCGAGUUCUUGAUUAUACCCCACCAGAAGAAUUACAAAUACAGUUGAGCCUUAUCUUGCGACAAAUAGAAGUAAACCAAGCCAAGCAGACUGAUCGCAACAAUAAGUUCUCUCCUAUGAGAUUGUUUAAACAAGAUCCUGAACUCAAAAGGAAGCAGUUAGUGAGAUACAUUACUGAUGAAGAAGAACUACAGAACUUUGCAUCUCCCCAGGGAUUGUUGAUUAAUGGCGAAGUUGGUUGUGGAAAAUCCAUGUUAAUGGACAUUUUUGCUGCAUCUUUACCUCAUAAGUCCAAGAUGCGUUGGCACUACAAUAACUUUAUUUUGUGGGUUUUCAGUGAAAUGCACAAAAUUCAGCAACAGCGAAUGCUUCAAGUUGGUCUGCAAAAAUAUACAAUGGAGAACGAGUUUUUACUAUAUGAAGUUGCCCAGAAGAUGGUUCAAAAGAAUUCUAUUUUGAUGUUGGAUGAGUUUGUUUUACCCGAUAUUGCAUCUGCUAAUAUUAUAAAAAUAUUGUUUACGUUUUUCUUCAAAUUAGGAGGUGUUUUGGUGGCAACAUCAAAUAAGUUACCAGAAGAAUUGUAUUCAACCGAUUUCAGUAAGCGCAAAUUUAAGGAUUUUGUGGGAAUAUUGAAUAUGAGAUGUCAAUCAAUCGAUAUGAAAUCCGAAAAGGAUUACCGCACUUAUUUUGCUAAUGAAUCUUCGAAAAUUCUGUAUUUGGUGACUAAAAAAGAUAAUCCGGAAAAUGAUAAACAUUGGCUAAAACUAUUAAAAGUUGAGGCCUUGGGUAUCCCACCAGAUUCACCUUUACUUGAUAGUAGAGUUUCCUUAGAAGAUUUAGGAGACGGGCCAUCUUCUGUGACAGUUUAUGGUAGGGUUACUAAUAUACCUUUGUCAUUUAACAACCACAGUGUAUGCUAUUUGGAUUUUAAGGACAUAUGUCAGGGGUUAUAUUCAUCCUCCGAUUACAUAACUAUUGCAUCUACAUUCAAAUGUAUUGUAUUGGAUAAUGUUCCAGUGAUGACAACGAAAAUGAAAAACGAUGCACGAAGAUUCAUCACUCUUUUAGAUGCAAUUUAUGAGUCUCGGUGUCAGUUUUUUAUGAGAAGUGAUAUUGAUAUAGAUUAUCUUUUCUUCCCUGAUGUUUUGCAUUCGGAUAAUAAGGAAUUGAUGGAUUAUGUGAAAAGUGUGCAACACAAAAGUGGCAACGAGAAUAUCAUGGAGGUUCAAGAUGAGGAAAUGUUUGCUCGUACUUCAAUAGAUAUGAAUAACCCAUACCGUCCCAAUAUAUCUACUUACGAUCAAUCGUAUACUAAAUCAUUUGAUGAUUUCAAAACUGUGCAGAAAGAGAAUAUAAACAAUGAAUAUGUGAAUACCAGAGCUUUUACAGGUGACGAUGAAAAGUUUGCAUUCAAACGAGCAGUAUCUAGAGUCAAGGAAAUGGUUGCCUCUGAAAGUUGGAGACUUGAUGAUCGUUGGGUGCCACUAGAUCAUACUAUGAGACCAUGGGAGUCACCAACUGUAGAGAGCAACAACAAAGCAAAAAAUGUAGACGAUUUGGCCACAGAGGGAAACCAAAAGCUAGAUAAAUUAUUGGAAGAAAAGGGGAUAAAAAGUAUUACGUUGGAGAUAGCAGAAACAUUACCAAGGGAAUACUCAUUGGGCCAGGGGGUUCUGUUUAGACUAUUGAAUUCCCGGAUUGCUCCGAUCUUUGAUAGUUUACAACAUUAUUGGGCUAUGGGGAAAUGGUCUCCUGAAAACGGGAAAAGGUUGAAAGAUUCAAUCGCCAGAAGCUGGAUACGAUCAAGCAUUCGAAAGAAAUAG
Messenger RNA from Candida dubliniensis CD36, 2070 nucleotides. RefSeq names its product Afg1p (gene AFG1). The transcript has a single exon. Bases 1 to 2070 code for a protein of 689 amino acids. Gene Ontology annotation, cellular component: mitochondrion; cytoplasm. Lineage: Eukaryota; Fungi; Ascomycota; Pichiomycetes; Serinales; Debaryomycetaceae. The record is from RefSeq and is a predicted model, not a curated record. Gene Ontology annotation, molecular function: ATP hydrolysis activity; ATP binding.